AUGACGCGGGAGGGGCCUUUGUUUGAGAGCAGCCGCCUACGAGCUGCGCUGAGCGCGGAAGCAGCAGCAGCAAAUUUGCGGUUUACAAAAAUAGUAGAAGAAGCAACUCGAAAGGCAGAAGAGCUGCAAACCCUAACCUCUCUCGUCGCUCAGCUGAGGGAGAAGCUAAGUGAGACAAAGGAAGAACAGCUUUCGCUAAAAGCCUUUAAUGCCUCUAAAGGAAAUAAGCUGAAGGCUUUACGCAGAGAGUUAGCAGCAGAGAAAAAAGAAAAGGAAGAGGAGGAGUCUCGCCUCUUGUCUACUAAGCGUUACAGAGACGGCCUGUAA
Eimeria tenella is the source of this 327-nucleotide messenger RNA. RefSeq lists its product as uncharacterized. The record is from RefSeq and is a predicted model, not a curated record. The coding region runs from base 1 to 327 and encodes 108 amino acids. Lineage: Eukaryota; Apicomplexa; Conoidasida; Eucoccidiorida; Eimeriidae. The transcript has 3 exons.